This is a messenger RNA of Eublepharis macularius, 5921 nucleotides long. RefSeq names its product MOB kinase activator 1B (gene MOB1B). Gene Ontology annotation, cellular component: cytoplasm; nucleus. Gene Ontology annotation, molecular function: protein kinase activator activity. The transcript has 6 exons. The coding region runs from base 151 to 801 and encodes 216 amino acids. Gene Ontology annotation, biological process: hippo signaling; positive regulation of protein phosphorylation. Lineage: Eukaryota; Metazoa; Chordata; Lepidosauria; Squamata; Eublepharidae. The record is from RefSeq and is a predicted model, not a curated record.
CCCGGCCCUGGCCAGUCCCCGCCCCGCGGCGCUCUCCUCCGCCGCCCGCCUCCUUCCCUCCGCCGGGGCUGCCUCGCCUGCCUGCCUGCCUCGCCUGCCGUUGGGGAGCCGCGCUGAGGCAGCCGCUGCUGGGCCCGCUCCGACGCCGCCAUGAGCUUCUUGUUUGGUAGCCGCUCUUCUAAAACCUUUAAACCAAAAAAGAAUAUUCCCGAAGGCUCCCACCAAUAUGAGCUGCUGAAGCAUGCAGAGGCCACACUUGGAAGUGGUAACCUACGGAUGGCUGUCAUGCUACCAGAGGGUGAAGACCUGAAUGAAUGGGUCGCAGUUAAUACUGUGGACUUCUUCAACCAGAUCAACAUGCUUUAUGGGACCAUUACAGAUUUCUGCACCGAGGAGAGCUGUCCAGUGAUGUCUGCAGGUCCAAAAUAUGAGUACCAUUGGGCAGAUGGAACGAACAUAAAGAAGCCAAUCAAGUGCUCUGCACCAAAGUACAUCGAUUACCUUAUGACCUGGGUUCAAGAUCAGCUGGAUGAUGAGACACUAUUUCCAUCCAAAAUAGGUGUUCCUUUCCCAAAGAACUUCAUGUCAGUAGCUAAGACCAUCCUCAAGCGUCUCUUCAGAGUUUAUGCUCACAUCUACCACCAGCACUUUGAUCCAGUCAUCCAGCUGCAAGAAGAGGCACAUCUGAACACAUCUUUCAAGCACUUUAUUUUUUUUGUUCAGGAAUUUAACCUUAUAGACAGAAGAGAACUUGCUCCACUUCAAGAACUGAUUGAAAAACUCACUUCAAAGGACAGAUAAGCAGAAGUGGAAUGUGUACAAAUCACGUGUUUCUUUAAGCAGGCAUGUGGUGGGUUAGGGAUUUGGGCUGCAAUCCUCCACACACUCAUUGAGACCAGUGGAACUUACUCAUGAGCAGGGGUGUGGAAAAUUGUAACCUUUUAAUUUUUUUUGUUUGUUGUGUGUGGGGUUUUUUUUAAGGGGAAAAAAAGGAAAUUUGGUUUUUUCAGGCAACCUUAGACCCAUUCUCUCAGCUUUUAUUAGAGGAUCUCCUUUGCCUUUUAGUAAGGCAGGCAUAGUAAAUGGUUUUCUGUUCUUGUUCAUUGUGUAAUAUUUUUAGCAGAUGUUGAGUGUUUAUAAAGGAUUUUUUUUAAAAAAAACAUGCUUGUUGGGAAAUGUGACACUGCUGGUUGUAUGGGUCCUGCGUUGCCACUUGUAGCCCAUUCUCAGAAAGUCCUUGAGAGACUUAACUUUCUCUAAGUGCCUUGGCAGACUUGCUUCUGAGGUACAAAGCACAUACAAAGAACAUUGCUGGAAACAAAAACACCAACUACUACCCAGGAUAUUUACUAACACUUGUUAUAUAGAGAUAAAUGAUAUGUGUAAAACUUUUUUAAAAAGCAAGCCAUAACUUCUGUCGGUGAUCUCCAGCUUUUAAUACAAAGUAAUGCCUUUAUGGAUGAAUGUGGGUGACCAGGAGGGAUGGGGGAGCCUGGGGGGGCGGGGUGGGGGGGAGAGAGAAGCUAUCGUUCUUAUUUUUUAUGUUCCGCAUAGCAGCCCCUGAUAGUCUUGCAUUUACAGAGGACCAAGGAUAGCAGGGAGUUGAUCACAUUCCUCUUCUUUGUAUUUGGUCCAUUAACUUAGAUCAGCCACUGUUCUGUGGUUUUAAUGGUUUGCCAGCAGCUUGAGUGAUUCUUUAAAAUUUCCUACCCCCACUCCCAAAAAACCCCUAGCAGUCUUCGCAAGAGCAUCAAGCAACAAAAGGGGGAGGUCAGUAACAAGGAAUCUUUUCCUUAAAGUUCACCAUUCUUGCCCCCAUUUUAAUGGUAAGUUAAGGAGGUCCUUCUGACCAGGGAAUGUGAGCGCCUCAGCUGUUAGAGAUGAGAAGCUGCCUCAGAGAUUAAUUCUUCUAUCACACCCCCUCUUCCCGUCUGCUUCAGCCGAGGAAAAGAGUCCGUGUCUCAGUCAGACAACUUUUUAAACCACCACCACCAAGUGGCUUAUAUAAACCUUCGUUUUGGGACAUCCAUGAGAAACUCAGGACUCUCCAUACAGAGAAAAAACAGAUAAUGAAGCUUUUCUGAUACACACAUUAGUAUUCAUCAGGUUUUCAUUCAGUGUUCUGUAUACAAACAGAUAUUUCUUGGUGUUUGAAACUUGCAGUUUCCCUUAGUGCUUAGUUGUUAAAUGCAAAACGUAAUGAAUUUUCAUUGAAGCAUCUGUUAGGCAAGUCUGAGAGCUACGGAUGGGUCCGUGUAUGCUGGAAAGGGUGUUCAUCUGUGGAUGAAUCUGAUUGGACAGCUGCUUCGUGGAUUAGCAUCUUGACGCCCACACAUUCCAAAUGUGUGUUGUCUUACCCACUGAAAUCGUAUUGUUCGGAAUACAGGCUUGUCCUUUUUACAAUCUCAUUUACACCACGGCUUCCUGCAUUUCUGUGGUGUCAGUGAGAUUGCACAUGGAUACGUACUUUUAAACUUUUUUUUUAAGUUAUCUGGCACGCUCUGUAGCUUUUGAAGCGAUCUUGAGUUUGUAGUGUAAUCAUCUGAGUCUGGAAAUACCGGAAAUGCUGCGCAUGCACUGCAUACGCCUACUUUUCAUUUUCUGGACCUUGACGAUUAAGGAGCUAGUGCUUGGAGAAUCAUAUUAUAUGAAGAAUGCAAAUUGGUCAUAAUCCGCAAUUGGUUAUUUAAUGUGCAGGACACACUGUUUUGUUUUUUUAAUAUGCCCGUUUUGCCCAUAGAACUCCAGCUCACAAUUCUCAACUGGGAAUUCAAAUACACGAUUGAGAAUCAACUUUUUUUAAAAAAUGGAUUUAUAUAGAGCAGUUUACAAGUAAGGAUAGUUACAACCUAAAGUUUUCCUUUCCUAGCAGUCUUAAUAUUUCCCUAACAGGAGGUUUUUGGGUUUUUUUUAAGCCACAUUUGCCAGAAAAUCAUCUUUGAAUUGGGGAACCAAGAGUCAUGAAUAAAUUUAAUUUUAGGAAUGGUAGUUAUUCAACCAUACUGGGGUAAUACCUGUGUUAAAUAAUUUUAGGACUUGAGAUGUCAUUCUUUUAGUGGUUAUAGUGACUGUUCAGUAGCAAUGAGAAUAUAGUUUGUUUGGUUUUAAGGGAAAAAUAAUAAAAACUUCCAUUUGCUUUAAUUGCUGACUCUCUAGUCGCGCACUAAAAGUCUGGAGAGCACUGUCUGAAAGUGCUGUUGGUUAAACUCUGCUGGUUUGCAUUACACUUGAAAGCUCAAGCACUGAAGAUAUCAGCACAGAGUUCAGAAUGAGUAUCCCCUUUGCCUGUACUGCAAUGCAAGCUUUUAGUAUUUCAUUUUUUCCUUUUGGUCUCGAGACACAAGAUUAUUUACAGGUUUAAGAAGGGUAUGUUAAUAUUAACAACCAAAGCACUACCUGUAUUUUUCAGCUGCAAAGUUUCUUGACAAUGGAACACCGCAGUCUCAUUAAAAACAAGAGUUACAGUCCGGAAGGGUUUUUUUUUAAUUUUAAAGGGAUACUCUGCUAAAUACUGGACUGCUUUUUGAUAUUAAACAUUAGCCAUUCAGGCCUGAUGAACUCUGGGAACAGGCUACAUUUCUAGGCUACCUUUCUAAUCACAGCCAGCAAGGUUUGAACACUUUUCUACUUCCAUUACGAAGGAAGAGCCUGAUAACAUCAAGGCAGUCUGAAAGGAUUUUGCCCGGAUUUAACCUACUAGUGUGUUUCCUGUCGAUGAUAUGGUUGGUAACUUUGAGACAAAUUAUAUCUUAAUGAAGUGACAGGGCAAAUUGGAUGUCAGUCAUAAAGAUAGUUGCAAGUCCAUUGAAACCAGCUGUGUUGUGCUUUUUUAGGCCAGUGAUUCAUUUUAUCCAGAGAGUUUAUGUUGGUAAAACAGAACUUUUGAAUUCUGUCCACAAAAAUCGUACGCCUAGUUUGCAUAUUCAUGUCAGGGAUCCAUGCUCAUAGUACAGGUAUAAAAAUGUCCCAUAUUCUGCUAUUAGCAGUAACUGGGCUUUAGAGAGAACAACUUUUUUUUCCUUUUUGUAUUUAAAAAAAAUCAGUAAAAUAGAGAACAUCUUUCAAAAGGACAUAUGUCCUUUUUUACAAGUGCAUGCCAAGUUUUCUUUCACUGCCUACUAUGCAAUGUAGAACUCUUGAAUAUCUGCAGUUACCUUAAAAUAGUAAACCAGAGGCUUUGUCCGUUUUAUUUUGGAACGGAAAUCUUUCUUCGAAGCUCUCUUUACAGACAAAAGCCUAUUUGCUGCUAUUAACUGCUCUUACCCUUUAGAUUUUUCAUUUCUGUCAGCAUUUACCUUGGUUCGCCAUACAAUUAAAAAAUGGACUUGGUGAUGUCUUCAACCAACCAACACUUCUCAAUUUCUCUUGGAAUUCUAUAUUAUUGUAGGUAAAAUACCAAAUUUUGAUUUUCUUAAAUCAUAACAUGAAGGCAGAUCUGCCAAUUAAAAAAAACUGCAACGUGCCUGUGUUGCCGUUAUUAUUAUUAUUUGCAUUGCAUUUCUUUAAUGGGCUAGGACCCUUAGGGAUUUUCUAGACUGCAUUGCUAGAACCACUAGCCACUUUAGGAGUGAGAUAUUAACAUUUAUGUUAAAGUUUAUUUGCUAUUUUAUUUCUGUCAGUUGUACACCUACCUUUCUCCUUUUAAAAAUAUUGUUUCCUCCUAAAAUUGCAGAGUAACUCAGAUUUUAAAAUGCUUUUUCUUCCCCCCACCCCCAAAGAACUCGUUUCAAUAGUUUUUCAUAGAUUACUGUAUUUUUAGGGGAAGUUAAUUUUUAUAGCCACUAAACUGUACUCUUUAUUUUUGUACAUAUAUAACUUGUCAUUUGGGAACACAAGUCUUUUGAGAAGUCAUUCGAUUCAAUGUUUUGAAUACAUUUAUUUGCAGAUGUUACGUUGCUAAAUAUUUGCCAUAAGAAUACCUUUUGACAUAUAGUGGAGUGGGGCUCACUGGUAGCCCUGCUAAAUUGGGACUGUGGAUGGAUCCACCUAAUUCCUGUUAUGUGGCUCUUAGAUAUAGUAUGAGAAAAGAGAAACUAGAAAAAGCGUAUGGACCCAGUCAGUUGUGCUGACAGGGGAAUCCCAUGGGAACAGGAUGGUUCUCCAACACCAGCCGGGAGAGUGCAUUCACAGCAGCCCCUGGCUGAGGACUGCUUUUAUACAGUCUGCAGAACUGAAUAGCACAACUUGUUGGACUAAACCACUUUCAGCUGCAAUGGGGUGAAAAAAAUCUCAGCACAAGCGUACUGGGGGGCAGACUGGGUUGAGCUCAUAUGCACAACACGCUCAGUACUUGUACAUUUGAAGAGUUUUACUUAUGCAGGGAGUCCUUGAACAUGCAAUUCCUAGCCUGCACUUUGGUGCCACAGUCCAGAAAAAGCAGCUCACCCCACUUGAUUCUGCUGAUUGUAUAAGACCACUCAUACUUCACCAUCCCUUCCCUCAAAAAGCUUAAUUUUACGCUGCACCUGAAAUUUGCCUUCCUGUUUGGAUUUCACACAGUGACUCCCCAAACCUGGCGCCCAGCCUGUUUAGCCGAGGCAAAAAGGGUAUUGCAGAUGCAAUAUUUAUAAUCUCCAUGUCUGCUUCUUUCGAUAUUUCAAAGCAGCUGGGGGAAAAAAAACAAAAAGCUUAAAUAUAAAAUACAAUACAGAGACCUGUACUGUAAGCGGACUGUGCCAAUAUUACUUCAGUUUGUAGUCAUUAUUGAUCAGUUCUUGUUUUAAAUGAAAAUGGCUUUUUGAUUUAAAAAAAAAAAAGUUGAAUGUCUGAAAAUCUGCAACACAUGUAUUGGAGAGAUGUAAAUAAUGUAUACAGAUUGUUGUAAGUGAUGGGAUGAAAAAAAAUAUAAAUUCUAGGCUUUUUCAGUAAGAAACUGAAUGCUGUUUAUAAGAAGAAAAAUAAAUAGCUAUGUUUGACCAUGA